AUGUUUCCCCCUUCCUGUGAAGCAGCACUAUGCGCAAGAAUCGCGAGGUCUAUAAACUUUUGUGGAGGGGUUCUCCAUAACAGCGGUGUGGAACUUAUUGACUGCCCGAGUGAAAUGGUAGCACGAUGGCCUUUCCUACAAACGGAGGACGUAUCGCUAGCUUUGGUGUCGCCUGAAGACGUAGCCCUGGACCCGGUAGCACUCUGUCAAGAGCUAGCUCGGCAAGCGCAAGCAGCAGGUGCUCAAAUCUUUGAAAACUGCGCCGUAGAGGAAGUUCUCCUCGGAGAUGAACGUCAGGUAUACGCUGUCAAUACUGGAAAUGGAGUUGUUGAAACCCCGAUAUUUGUCGAUGCUAGCGGAAUUUGGACUGGAACCACUCUGGUUAAGACGCUACCGUAUCGCCACGUUCGAACGGCUGCAUACCCUUGCACUUAUAUUUUGGACAAAAUUGAAGAAUUGAAUGGCACGUAUGAGAUUGCUGCUCCUACGGUAUGGAAAUAG
Molecule: messenger RNA, 501 nt
Organism: Ostertagia ostertagi
Lineage: Eukaryota; Metazoa; Nematoda; Chromadorea; Rhabditida; Trichostrongylidae
Source: the annotation of a GenBank genome assembly